AUGAAUGAGAAGCCUAGUGGCAUGAGUGGAGAAUCACGCUGCCAGUGGGGACUUCGACACUUGGGGCUUCGAACCUACGGCAGAAGAUGGGUUAAACGAGUGAAUGGUGCGAAACAAUUUUGCCGGCUUUACAAAAGUGAAUGGAUUAAGCUUUGUGAUUCGGAACAUGCAGAGGGCAAGAAAUGUGAUGGUGACGAAGCCCCUCGUUUGACUAGAGUGCUCAUGCCCGAUCCAUCACGAACGACUCUCGAGAACCUAUAA
Acaulospora colombiana is the source of this 261-nucleotide messenger RNA. The record is from the annotation of a GenBank genome assembly. NCBI's taxonomy places the organism in Eukaryota, Fungi, Glomeromycota, Glomeromycetes, Diversisporales, Acaulosporaceae.